Molecule: messenger RNA, 843 nt
Organism: Babjeviella inositovora NRRL Y-12698
Lineage: Eukaryota; Fungi; Ascomycota; Pichiomycetes; Serinales
Exons: 2
Coding region: 1-843 (280 amino acids)
Source: RefSeq, a predicted model, not a curated record
AUGGAGUACGAAUUAAAUAAGUCUAAAGCAGUAGAGUUAUUAGAAAAAGAAUAUACUAAAGAUGUUUGGAAUAGUUUUCCACAGUUAGCUAAAAAUGGUUUAAUAGAAUUUAAACGUCAAGAAUUAAAUACAGAAUGGAGGAGUAAUAAUCUUUCACGUCAUUAUGAACGAAUGCGGAGAGCUGAAGAACAAGCUGAAAGAAUGUUGGAAGAUGAAAAACCUGAACGAGUAGGUUAUCUUAAAUCUUAUCAUAGAUUUAAAUCUGUUUCGUUAGGAUUUCAUGAGGAUUCAUUAUUAUUAAAUCAACCAGAACUUUUGGUGGAUAACAGAAUUAUAUCAUUCCCUAAAUCUACAAUUAUAAGUAUGAAAGAACGUAUGAUUGAAACUAUUACUGAUGCUGAAAGUUUUACUGAUGUUGAGCGUGAUGCUAAUUCAUAUAUGUAUUUUAGAGUGUUUACUAACGGUAUAUCAUCAUUAUCAACAAGAUCUAUUUCAGUUAGAUUAUCUACUAUAGAUAAUGAUAUUGAUAAAUUAUAUACGGAAUUUUAUAACCAAAUUGAAAGAGUUAAAAAUUUACAAGGGGGAUAUGAACCAAUAUAUUCAACUGAUAAAAGUAGUAAUACUGUAUUCUAUUUUACAUCUUUAUAUUAUCCAAAACCUAAGUCGGUAUUGUUUUGGGGUGAUGAUAUUCCUACCAUAAUAUUUAGAGAAUCAUUUGAUGUUUUUACAGCUAAUGAUUUAGAUAUUAAUUGUAUAACUCAAUGUUCUGAUUUUUUAGAAUCAGGUUUAGAAUGUAAUUCUUUACAAGAAAUAUAUAAUUAUUUUGAUAACAAAAUCAUAUAG